Molecule: messenger RNA, 2871 nt
Organism: Drosophila navojoa
Lineage: Eukaryota; Metazoa; Arthropoda; Insecta; Diptera; Drosophilidae
Biological process (GO): positive regulation of protein ubiquitination
Molecular function (GO): protein binding
Source: RefSeq, a predicted model, not a curated record
UAUCUUAAUUGGUCGAUGUUGCGUCGCACUGUUCGGUCGCACAAAAAAGUAAAAUUAACAAGUUUCAUUCAAUAGUAAAGAAAACGGAUUUAUUUGGGCUUAUAUAGUUAUAGUUAUGAAUAUACCCCAAUGGCAUACAAUACCGGCGGUGGCACUAAAUCAAAUAUUCGACUAUCUCGAUACUCGAGACCGCAUAUCUGCGGCCAAUUGUUGUUGGGCAUGGAGGCAACAUUUUUUUCAAAGACGAUACUUUAGAAACUUUCGCUUUCACAUUGACUUGGCUAAGGAUGAGCAAUUGGCGUUCUUCCAUCGCAGCAUGGCCAAUCUGGCCAAGGAGCUGGUCAUUGUCUUCGAUUUCCACAAUGCCUUUCACAUACAGAAAAUGCGUCGGCUGCUCUACAAGGCAGCGCGUUGUGAUAACAUUCGAGCGAUACGUUUCCAAACAGAUAAUGUAGGCCUCGUCGCUGCUGGCAAUAUGCAUAGUGAACAUCUGGUUGCUAUCGAACAAUGCUUCGUGGAGCCCUUAAAGUUGAUUUUGAGCCGCAAAAAUCAAGCGUGUCAGAUCUUGGAUCUGGGUGCCAUCGAAGCGCUUACCUAUUAUGGCCAGGACUUUCUAAAGACCAUGGGCAAGCCGCAGGAGUUACUGCAGCUAACACUGGCCAGCAUCAAAUAUGAUCCUAGUCACUAUCCCAUACUCGGGCUGGAUGCCACAUUGCUUCAAAAAUGUGCCGCCUUGCAGGUGCUCUCCCUGGACUACGAUACGCUUAACGAUGAGCUAUUGCAUACCAUACAGGUGUUGCCGUUGCGUAAGCUACUCAUUGUUGUGCAUGGACUUGAUCAGGAGGAGCAUGGCGAUGUCUCAGAGGCAGCUUGGUCAAAUUUCUCAACACAUUUCACGAGCAUUGAGCUGGUGCUGACGCUUGUCUAUGCCUAUGAAGCUGUGGAGCAGCUGCAAAUGCGCAUUCUGCGCCGACACAUGCCCGUCACUCACAUUCGCAUGCUCUUCUGUGAGUUUAUGAAUCAUGAGGCACUCGAUUGGAUGUCGGUGCAUAAUAGCGAUACUUUGCGCAGCAUCUACUACAUUGAUUCGUUGAGCAAGCAUUCCAAUAUGCGUCACACCAGACGCCAGGAUCCCUUUGUCAUGUUAUCCUGGCGCUGCAAACAGCUCGAGGAGAUCAUCGUCCACGGUUACACCAUGGAUCCGCACAAUUUGCUGGGCAUCGCACGAUUGCGCGGUCGGCAGUUGCAACGUCUCGAAGUAUCACAAAUCGAUUGGCCAUCCAACAACGCGGUUCAACCUCUUUUCAACGAGGAAAUGUGCACGUUGUUGGGUCAGCAAUGGACGCGGGUCGAGCCCGAGCAGCUGCCUAACGAGGCAUAUGGACCAGUGGACUACGAUAUAAGGGAUAAAUAUGUUUAUGAAUUGAUGCGUCAGGAUCUGAGCCGUUGAAGCACAACACAAAAUCAAAUGCAACCAAAAAUCGAAUAAAGCAACGUCAUGCAACAGCAACAGCAUCAGCACCAACAACAACAAACAGCAGAACAACAUGACACGUGAUCAAAUCGAGCGCAUAGAAAUUUGUAGCGUUUAGAAAAACUUUUACGUAGGCAAAAAAAAAAAAAAAAACUUUAAAACAGGGAAAAGCUCUUGACUUUUCUGUAAAGGUAAAAAAAAUGAAAAAGCAAACGAUUUUUGAUAUGUAUAACGUAAACACUUUAAUAAUUGGCAAGCCUUUGUACAACUAACAAAAUUUAUUUUAACUUUUGUCUUUCGUCUGCUAAACUAAGUAAAUUUUAAAAAUUUCAAAUUAUUUUGUUCGGCCAACACACACCCAAAAAAAAAAAAAAAGGAAACAAAUAUGAAAGAAUAUGUUAACGGGCAUAUAAAAGACUUGAGCACUUCAAAAAUGCAAAAUGUAAAACGAAUUGUAAGCACACACUAACGGGCAGUUUGUUGUUAACAUUAUAAUACUAGAAAGUUAGAAGAACAACAAACAGCGACACAAGUAAGAUAGUUAGGACAGACGAGAAAAUGUGAGGAAAUGAAUGGAUGAUAUAUAGAGAACAUCAUUUUAUAAGCAACAACAACUGUGAUUUAAAAAACAAAAUAUAAAAACAAAAUGCAAGCAAGCAAGCAAAAGUGAAGCCAGUUACAGCAAACAGCCGCAACAACAACCAAUUGUUAAGCAAAUUGUCUAGUUAGCUAAGUAAAAUAUAUAAAAAAGAUUUAAAAAACAAAAACAAAAAAAUCGUGUUGAAAAUGUUUGUAAACCAAAAAUGAAAUGAAAAAUAACUGACCAAUGUCAAAUUGUUAGCUCAAUCAAUUGGCGAAACAACAAAAAAAAAAUUGUUAACUUUUGUAAUGUAUGAAAAGAAUAUCAAAUGUAAAAAGUUUGGCGCUCCAUUGUGAUAAGACAACAACAACAACAAGAACAGCAACAACAAUUGUAACAUCAACAAGAAGAUGAGCCAUUUGUGUAGUUAUCAAAAAGUGAUAUUAGCAGCUUAUGUAAAGCAUAUUGUAAACAGCGCACGCCUGCAACAUAUAUAUAUAUGUAUAUCUAUAUAGCAAAAGUCCAGUUGGUGGGGCGUGUGCUGUAAAGAAAACUUGUUAAAUGAGAGACAUGCGUUAGCCAGAAUUGAAUUGAAAUCGCGUAAAACCCAAAAUGCAAUCAAUCGCAACACUUAAGUAUUUUGUAUUUUCGUAGCAACAGGCAUUCAUUUAUACAAUAACAACUACUAUAUAUAGUUUACUUAUGUUUGCACAAAACAAAACAAAAAGAAAAAGAAAAACAACAACAAACAAGAAAUGUUAGUUCAAAUGUUUGCCAAGACAAUUGCCCAACAGGUGCACAGCAGCUGAGCAGCUAG